AUGUUUCAGGAUGUUGGCUGCCUAGAUGCGUCUAGAGUGAAACUACUAAACCGCCCCGAAGAUGACGAUUAUGUGCACGCUAAUUACGUGUCAACGCCUACCUGCUCGCGAAGAUUUAUUUGUACACAAGCCCCACUGGAAAAGACAUGUAAAGAUUUUUGGUUAAUGUGCAUACAAGAUCGAGUAGAAUUUAUUGUAAUGCUUUGCAAUUUCUUCGAAAAGGGGGCAAGAAAAUGUUUUCCAUAUUACCCAACUCAGGGCUCAUUACAAUUUGGCGAUAUAACGAUAACAUAUAUGGGUUCCACUAUGGUGAGAUUUCUGUGUACUACCAAUGCUCGAGUCCGGGUUACGGCACUUUUGGUAGAAAAAAGUGGAAGAAGGUACAAAACGAAACACCUUCAAUGGGUAGAUUGGCCAGAUCGUGGGGUACCUCCCGCAGAUUCUGCUAUAAUUCAAGUUCUUGAUAUAAUAAAGAGCACGCAAGCUCCCAUUGUCGUGCACUGUUCCGCUGGCGUAGGAAGAACUGGAUCAUUCGUAAUGAUACAACAUAUUCUAGAAUCACUUUCGCUGAAUCAACCGAUAGAGGAAAGCGACAAAUUAUUACUCAAGCUGAGAUCUCAAAGAGCAAAUACUAUCCAGACGGAUCAACAGUAUUUAUUCGUUCACCAAGUGCUUUUAAAUUACUUCCAAGAGAGUCAGCUGCUCGAUGUCAGAUGGAAACCGUAUCUGGACAAUUUUACAAGAGACUACAACCGAUUAGUGUUUUGA
This is a messenger RNA of Cylicostephanus goldi, 768 nucleotides long. Lineage: Eukaryota; Metazoa; Nematoda; Chromadorea; Rhabditida; Strongylidae. The record is from the annotation of a GenBank genome assembly.